This is a messenger RNA of Cladophialophora psammophila CBS 110553, 888 nucleotides long. RefSeq lists its product as uncharacterized. The transcript has 3 exons. NCBI's taxonomy places the organism in Eukaryota, Fungi, Ascomycota, Eurotiomycetes, Chaetothyriales, Herpotrichiellaceae. The record is from RefSeq and is a predicted model, not a curated record. The coding region runs from base 1 to 888 and encodes 295 amino acids.
AUGCGCCAACCGGCCACGUAUCCCAAUCUGGAAGAAAUGUGCGCGACGUUGGAAAAGUUGUUGUUGGGGUUCUCGACAGUCAUCUUGGUGAUCGAUGCCCUGGAUGAGUGUAAGGGACCAGAGAGACCUGACGAGAGGCCAUGGAAAUAUAUUCUCACCCUGAUGUUUCAGAUGCAAAAGAAGCUGGAGCCCCAGGUGGCUAUCAAGGUGCUUGCAACUUCACGACCAGAUCUGGAAAUUGACGAAUUUUUCCCAGAAGAGGAACGGCUAACAAUCUACGCAAGAGAUGACGACCUUGCCCAGAAGAUCGAGCUGCACUCAAGGAUUAAAGAGGCUAUCUGUGAGAGCGCUAGGGGCAUGUUUUUAUUGGCGAAACUGCACUGCGACACCCUCGCGACAAAAACAAAACCCAAGGACGUGUUACAAGCACUUAAGGCCUUUGGCGGGGAUGGCGAUGCUCUUGCUUACCAGGACACUCUCCAAAGGAUACAGAACCAACCCAAAGAACACAGAGCACUCGGUAAGAAGGUCUUGGUUUGCGUCACCUAUAGCGCUCGGCCACUAACUCUAGACGAACUGCGGCAUGCGCUCGCCGUCGAUGAAGAAACCAAAGAACUGGAUCAGGAGUACGACUUAGACAAUCCUGACGACGUGAUCUCAAGUUGUGCCGGCCUGGUGACAGUUGACUCUGAGAGCAACAUCAUUCGUUUAGUCCAUUAUACCACACAGAGCUUUCUGGAAUCGCUCAGGAACCAACUGAUGUCAGAUCCCCAUGAAUUCAUAGCCAGUUGCUGUUUGAAUUAUCUGCACCUGGAUGCUUUCGAAGGCCACCUCAACAACUAUGGGUUUGGAAGUAGCCGAAAGUUUCCGUUCUUAAGAUAUAGAUGA